Messenger RNA from Nymphaea colorata (pocket water lily), 1946 nucleotides. RefSeq names its product CBL-interacting serine/threonine-protein kinase 9-like. NCBI's taxonomy places the organism in Eukaryota, Viridiplantae, Streptophyta, Magnoliopsida, Nymphaeales, Nymphaeaceae. The coding region runs from base 437 to 1774 and encodes 445 amino acids. The transcript has 14 exons. Gene Ontology annotation, biological process: protein phosphorylation; signal transduction. The record is from RefSeq and is a predicted model, not a curated record. Gene Ontology annotation, molecular function: protein kinase activity; ATP binding.
ACUCACACUGACCGUCAUCCUGCUCUCUCUUCCCAAUGGGCAUUGAGUUAUAGUUUUCUGUUGGUGCAGCGCAGUGACAUCAAAGGCAGAGAGUCAUAGACGAGAAGGGGACCUCCAAGUCUUGGAACUUGGAAGCAGUUCAUCCUAGAAAUCAAAGCACAACCGUAGGAGAGGCUCAAACCACACAAGGACCUACCACCGUUCACCAAUCACCACCAUCUUAGGCAAAAACCACUGGAAGCAGUGGUUUUUCCUGACAUUUCGGGUUUUCUGAUGGUGGUCUCCACUGCCAUCGUUGCUUCUAGUUUCACGUCCAUGUGGAAAAAAUGGAGAGUUUUCUACCCCUUUGAUUCAAGGGAUUGAAGUUGGAGAAGAGGAAGAAAGAAGGAAGUACAGGGUAUUUGAGUUGCAGAGGAGUUCGUUGUCUCUCAGAGACAUGAGCAAGAGGAAAGAGGGGUGUGGGAACGUGGUUGGGAACUAUGAGUUGGGAAAAGUUCUUGGAGAAGGGUCAUUUGGGAAGGUGUUCUUGGGGAGGAAUGUGGAGACAGGGGAAAAGAGGGCUAUCAAGGCUCUUUCCAAAGACAAAAUCUUUCGGAACAAAAUGGUUGACCAGAUUAAGAGGGAGAUCUCUACCAUGAAAUUGGUUAAACAUCCAAAUGUUGUUCAACUUUAUGAAGUAAUGGCCAGUAAGAACAAGGUUUACUUCGUGUUAGAGUAUGUCAAAGGAGGAGAAUUGUUCGCCAAAAUAGCAAGGCAUGGAAAACUAAAGGAGGAGGAGGCCAGGAAGUACUUUCAGCAGCUAAUAAAUGCCGUUGAUUAUUGCCACAGCAGGGGUGUUUACCAUAGGGACUUAAAGCUAGAGAACCUUCUGUUGGAUGAAGAUGGCAAUAUUAAAGUAUCUGAUUUUGGUCUAAGUACCUUUUCGCAGCAGGUUAAGGAGGAUGGCCUACUCCAUACUGCCUGCGGGACACCAAAUUAUGUCGCACCAGAGGUUAUUGUGGACAAAGGGUACGAUGGAGCUAAGGCUGAUCUGUGGUCUUGUGGGGUUGUGUUAUAUGUUCUCAUGGCCGGCUAUCUGCCAUUUGAUGAGCCCAAUAUGAUAAAUCUGUAUAAAAAGAUACACAAAGCUGAUUUCAAGUGUCCAGAUUGGUUCUCUGCUGCAGCUAGAAAAUUUAUUCUCAGAAUUCUCGAGCCAAACCCCAAAAUUAGGAUCACAAUUCCUCAAAUAUUUGAAAGUACUUGGUUCAAGAAGGGUUACAAGCCUGCAAAAUUCAAAGAGGAGAAAUGUAAUGACACAGAUGAUCAUGAUCAACUCUUUAUUGAAUCAAAUGAGGUUACUGUAACUGAAAAAGGGGAGCAUAAAGUUUCAAAACCUGCUGUUCUGAAUGCAUUUGAUAUCAUUUCAUUAUCUGAAGGGCUCAACCUAUCAGGCCUUUUUGAGAAAAAACUGGGGGCGAGGCGUGAGAAAAGGUUUACUUCAAAAUGUUCUGCAGCAGAAAUCAUGUCAAAAAUGGAAGAAAAUGCAAAACCACUCGGAUUCAAUGUUAAGAAGUGCGACUACAAGAUGAAACUAGAAGCACAAACUAUGGGGCGCAAAGGUCCUCUGACCAUAUCUACAGAGGUUUUCGAAGUCUCUCCAUUCUUUUCAGUGGUUGAAAUGAGAAAAGCUGGAGGAGAUACGAUUGAGUAUGAUCACUUCUACCAGAACUACUCAACAGCUUUGAAAGAUAUCGUCUGGACAGCAGAAGAGAAGCCUGUUGAUUCUAGUCGAUAACGGGGACCCUGCCUGAUUUUCUUAUUCUUCGUGUAAUUUUGUAAAUAAAAUUUGAAUCAAACAACUUGAUGUAGGAUGGUCGAUUCUCGCAGUGUCAAUAUGUUCAAGUUUUCCUUGUAAAAUCCUGCUAGAUUUCUCAAAUUUUAAACAUUUGUGGUUGCUAAUUACCAAA